Molecule: messenger RNA, 2827 nt
Organism: Salvelinus sp. IW2-2015
Lineage: Eukaryota; Metazoa; Chordata; Actinopteri; Salmoniformes; Salmonidae
Source: RefSeq, a predicted model, not a curated record
AUGGACAGCAGCCCAGCACAACGCCUUCURUCCAGACGUCUGAAGACUACCAUCCUCGUAGCUAACAAGCUCCUUGAGCCCUGCCUCAUGGUUGGCGUCACGGACAAACUGCGUCACAGAAAGCAGCUCGCUAAGUGCUUCUACGACCGGACUGCUCGAGACCUACCAGAGCUGGAGCUGGCGGGCGUCUUCUCGGAUAUCUUCAACCUGUCCCUGUCCCAGGCUGUAGUCCACACUUGCUUCAAUGAGACCAUCAUCGUCACAGUGCCCAAGUACUCUGAGGAGGAGAUCAGGCAGAAGGUCGGCACCUUCAGACAGAUGCUGAUGGAGAAAGAGGGGGUAAUCACCAGAGAGGGAACACACACACGCCCACCGAUCAAACACAUAGUCCAUGGAGAGCAUGGUGAGGAGCAGACCGACCCAGCCCUGGCUGAAGGUUACCAGGAGGACGCAGACUGGCAUGGAGACUACUACGAUAAAGACGGUUAUAGGUUCGACAGCUCCUCUCCCUCCCGCAGAGAGAAGAAGAAGAAAAGUGGAAAGAAACACAAGCGAGACAGAUCCGGUAGCCCAAAGAACAAACAGAAAGACAAGAACAAAACCAGAAAGAGGUCCCCAGUAGAGUCCCCCAGUAGGAGGUCUCAACGUAGAGGCAGCUGCUGUAGCUCCCGAAGUGCAUCACACUCCUCCACAGGCCACAGCCCCUCCAAGUCCCCCAGCAGGCCCAACUCCAAGCACAAGACAGACGGACACAAGGCCUGUGUGAGCCCGUCCCCGUCUCCCGGUCCUGGCGGUCCUGUCCUGUGGCACAACGGGCACCCCCACCAAGACCACGCCCGCAACGGCAAAGCUGGCAGACUCAACCACAACCACGUGGCCGAGGGCAACAAAGGGCAAGAUAAGCUGAGAAUGCUGACUGCUGCUACUCCGGGAGACCAGUCGACCAUGAUGCUGCCUCAGCUGAGAGGAGGAGAGCACAAGACCCACAAUGCCCUUUACACGACCCCAGGAGGAGGUUCUGCAAUCCAGGCUGGACAGGCUGGAGAUGCCCUACAGGGAGAGGAAAGGCAGACGAUAGGGUCGUCGGGCAGACGGGGAGGUCACAGAGGUCACAGAGCUCAUGGGAAGAGCUCCCAUUCGCCAGCUCACAGCAGUGACUCCGCCCACUCUCAACGUAACCUGCAUCCUCACAGAGGAAAAAGCUCUCACCGGAAGAAGACUAAAGGGGGCCACUCGUCCAAGCGGCACCACCAUGGGGUUCGGGGACAAGCCCAUCACCAGAGCCAGUCUGGCUCCCCGGGGCGGCACCGCCACACAUCUGGGUCAGGCAGGAAGAAGAGUGAGUCUCGGGGGCGCGGUGGCAUGGGGGUCCGACAGCGUAGCAGCUCCUGGAGCUCCGGGCGCUCUUCAUCACGCUCCGGCUCCAGAGAGAGAGGCCCCAGCAAAGCCAAGUCCCCCCACCCCCAUGCCAGACAGAACAACUCCAGGGAGAGAGACAGCCCUCACCACUCUGAUGCUGACCGUGCUCGCCGUCGCUCCAGGAGCUAUUCUCCCAUCAGGAAGAGGAGACGAGACUCUCCCAGCUUCAUGGAGGCUCGUAGGAUCACCAGCGCUCGGAAGCGGCCUAUUCCGUACUACCGUCCAAGCCCCUCCUCCUCCAGCUCCAUGUCUAGCCCCUCCCACUCGGAGAGGAGUCGCAGCCAUGACAGCUACAGCAGCUAUAGCCGCAGUCACAGCCGCACCAGGAGCCACAGCCGCUCCCGCAGCCGCAACCACAGCUACUACAGCCGCAGCAGUUACGAGAGCCCCGGCUUCUGAGGAGAGAGAGACAGAGGAAGAAAGGGGGAGGGAGAAAGAGAGGGAGCGAGGGGGGUAGAUAGAGAGGGAAACAGAGAGACAGAGACAGAGAGAGAAAGAUAAGAUAAAUCAUGUUAUGUAUUCUUAUGUCCCUGAAUGGUUCAAACACAGGGCCAGACCUCUGGUCCAUUUUUACCCUCAGUCUUCAUCUCUGUAUACUUCAUGUUAACCCGCAAGUAUGGGUAGCUGCUGCCCAUUAUGGCGACCGGAGUAUGGGCAUUGGGUGUAUAGAAAUAAUCGAAUUGGGCAGAUCUGUUGCCACUCAAGAGCGUUUUGCGUGGCUGAUUGGGCUGCACGAGGAGUCAACCAGUGCACCGGUGUUGUAUCAACAUGCCUGCUGGCUUGAAGUGCUUCCUACUGGGUAUCACGGUCGUGUCGCUGACGGUAUCUUACGUGGACAUUUUUUUCACACCGGUGCAGCCUUGACAAGAAAUAGCUAAUAUUGAUAACCAUCUAGAUGUCACCUUGAUGCAGUCUACUACUCAAUGGGAAGGGCGUGAGCGUCAAGAACAUCUAGUAGGCAAUAUCAGGGUGACAGUCACAGUAAGCACACGUGUACAACGCAUGAAGCAACAGUACACCCACCAUCAAUACCUUUAAUCUAAAAUAAACAAUCGUCAGUUAUGACGAAAAUGUACAAUUAUUUGUGUAAAACUAACAGUGAAAUACAAUUCAGACUCAAGCGGAAGUCCAAACUCUCGCGUUAUGGUAGGUCAGUGUACGGCAGUUGCGUGGUAAGAAACGGAACCCAAAAAAAACGGCUCAGUCAAAACCUUCUAACCUAUAGCAGAGCGAUUUYGACACACCCACUCCUUUCCACACGCCCACUACUUUCCUUUCGACACACCCACUCGCCCAUACUCCAGUCGCUUUAUUGCUACCCCUUUCUCUUAACCUGAGCCUGGAUCAAUGGAAGGAAGAGGGAGGUUUUUAAUAUUAUAGCACAUUCAUUUGAAAUAUCAAAAAAAAA